Messenger RNA from Anopheles merus, 6781 nucleotides. RefSeq names its product protein abnormal spindle (gene asp). Gene Ontology annotation, cellular component: spindle pole. The record is from RefSeq and is a predicted model, not a curated record. Gene Ontology annotation, biological process: spindle organization; establishment of meiotic spindle localization; mitotic cell cycle. The transcript is spliced from 6 exons. Gene Ontology annotation, molecular function: protein binding. Bases 215 to 6769 code for a protein of 2184 amino acids. NCBI's taxonomy places the organism in Eukaryota, Metazoa, Arthropoda, Insecta, Diptera, Culicidae.
UGUAAAUCGCCAACGUAUUUUCAAGGCAACAACGGCUGGACAGACGCGGGCUGUGCCGUGGAACAGCAGCAAAAUCAUUCUACAUCUGUUAAGUUUGUUUGCUCAGUAUUAUCGUUAUUGUUUCGUUUUUUACGCUUUUGUGUGCAUUCCGUGGUGUGUUGUUUUUCACUCUUCCUUCAUUUUAUCUGGCUUUGCCGAAAGCCAUGAGGAAAGGAUGAGCGCGUUUGAGGUAUCCUGUACGCCACCACGAGCCGUAGCGAAACCGAAGACAAACGAAUCCCGGGAACCGACGCUGGUUCUGCUAGGACCAUUUACUCCCAAGGCUACCGUGGUGUUUGAAGGCGUACCCGUAGGCAAGAGCGCUCGCCGUUUGCUGAUUGUGCGGAAUACAAACAAGACGCUGGUGCAGGUUAACCUUACCAGAGUGCCCGAUCCCGGGUGUGGGCUUUGGUUUGAGUGGACAACGGCCGAUGUGGAGGCCGGCGCAGAGAAGACGCUGGAAGUGGUGUGGAAUCCGCAGCAACUGCUAGUGGGCAAGGACGUGCUCGUGCUUACCGAUAGCAUUGGCAACAGAAAGGACGUGCAGUUUAUUUUGAAAACCGUCGAACCUAAGUCAGCCGCCACCCGCAAACCUGUCGCUAAAUCGUUUGCCGUACCGAAAAAGUUGAAACUCAAAUCACCCUCCCCGCCGAAGGUGAAGCUAAAGCGCAACGUUCUACCGAAGAAGACGAAAAUUUCUCCCGGCAAGCCAGGUUGGUCGGUACCUACGAUAACGGUUGGUUCCAGGAUGGGGACUAUUGCGUCGAAAGUAACAACGGCCAUGUACGGGCCGGGCGCUGGGGACGGUAGUUUUGAUAUGAUGGACGAGUACGGUGCAGCAAGCUCGGGGACGAUGCGUACGGAAGGGUACAAGACUACUACUGACAAAGAAAAUGUAAAUCCGACCAGUCCGCUCGUUAUUGGUGCGAGGCUGGAUGCUAAAAAGUUCCUGUCGCCCCUGUCCGUGAAUGAUAGCUAUGUAAAGCGCGUAGAAAACCAGCCCACACCCGACUAUUUCAUGAAAGGCAAGGGACGGCGUGGAUUGAUCGACCAUACCGUGCGCAAAAACUUGGAGGUAUCGCCGAAAGCUCCCACAGCGGAAAUGGUAACGGAAUCGGACGCGAUGGAUGACAAAUCACGACAAAAGACGACAGCCUUGACGCCGCAGGAUCGCAACACACGGUUCGAUCCCAGUUGCUUUUCCACCGUUACUAAACCCUUGCCAGUAGACAAGACGUUUCUGAAGCCAUUUAUAGCUAGUCCCACUAUGGUGGACAGUAGUCUGGUGCAGCAACAGUCAGAUGAAAACCUACAGCGCCAUUUAACAUUUUCGCUAGAGCAUGAACAAGGAGACACGGAGGAGCACGAACUAGAAACGAAUCAGAAGGAUGAAAUGCCAAUCCAUGAGGAACAUCCUGAGCCCGCUACUGACAAAACGCACACGGUUGCGCACGAUUCCAGUCCCCAUCUGACGAGCAUAGCCGAGGAGAACGUGCCGGAACUCGGCAUUACGUUCGAGCGUCGACACGAUCGGCGCAACGGCUCGGUAUCCGAUGAUGCCGAGCUGAUAGCUUCCCUACACACACAGCAAACGUUUAUCGUGUCGGCUGAGCAAAAUUCACGGUCUGCAUCGGUGGAAAACAUUGUGCGGAAUGUAACCGUCACUAUUAAGGACAGUGUUUCGCGCUCCUCGCUGCCAAACCUGUUGGACAAGAGCAGCAGCAGCAACAGUAGCAGCGCGAAUAAGAGUCACCACCUUGAAGAAGACGAAGGGGAUAAGAUCUUUCACGAGCAUGAAAUACGGGCACAGUCGAGCCGAUUUAACUUGCACGAGGUUGGCCGGUUCAGCGAUGAGAUGGUCGUACCGAGCACUGGAUGCAAACGCAGCAUCGAAUCGGUGGGCGAUGGAAAGGAGCUGAAGCUGGAACCAUUUGAGCUAACGAUAUCUCCACCGAAACGACGUUGUCGCCUCACUUCCAGCACGAGCGCGAUUAUAGCUCACGCCCUUCAGUCGGUUACCAAAACGGAAACGCAACUGUCGAACAGUAGCACUUUCCGGAAGCCGAUUGGAUACAAGUCAACGACACCAUCUACUCGUAGCGUAACACUGAGCACAUCGCGGAGCCUCAGCCUCAAGCGAACCGCCGUACCAUGCAGCUUACCGCCGAAGAGCGAAGAGAAGCGUGUGUUCCUGUACGAUUCCGACCGCCAUUUGAAAACGCUCAUCAAUCCGGACCCGUUUGCGGCGACCACCACCUGUAAUCCCUUCCUUACCGUCACGAUGUAUCUGGACGAGCGGGCGUUCGAGCAGUACGAGCGGCAGAUGAAAAAGUGGCUUAACGCGCUGGUCACCAUACCGGCCGAUCUGGACACUGAGCCGAACAAACCGCUAGACGUUGGGAAGCUGUUUGACGAGGUAAAAUCAAAGGAGCUUACACUCGCCCCUACCAAGGAGCUGAUCUCAUCGAAAUAUUACAAAACCCGACUGAACCACUUGCGCAGUGCCGGCAUUGCGCUGUACACGAGCGAGGAGAUAGCGAUGCCGCUCCGCAAGGUGGCCGCACAGAUUGAGAAGCAACUGCUGUCGUUGCGCACCGAUCGCAGCUUGCAUCUCGAUCUGGUGCUGCAGCGCUCCAUUUUGGAGCUGCUACUGUGUUUCAAUCCGCUCUGGCUGCGGCUCGGGCUGGAGGUGGUGUUUGGCGAGCAGAUUGAGCUACAAUCGAAUCGUGACAUCGUCGGACUGAGCACGUUCAUCAUACAUCGCCUGUUUCGCGAUCGCUACCUGGAGGCACGCAACUCCAAAGCGUACAAUCUUUCGCGCGCGUACGCCGAACAUAUGCGGAAGUUUACCCUGCGAAUGGUGCUGUUUUUGCUCCUGUUUCUCGACACGGCAAAGCGACGCAAGCUGAUCAAGCACAACCCAUGCCUGUUUGUGCGCAACGCGCCACACAAGGAGACGAAGGAAAUUUUGAUCCGCUUUGCCUCCCAGCUGGUGUCCGGCAUUGGGGACAUUACGAAGCACAUGAAACGCGUCGGCUACGUGCUGUCGCACAAGCAGUCCUUCCUGGAUGAGUACAACUACGCGUUCGAGAAUUUGGCCGUCGAUCUGCGGGACGGCGUACGGCUAACGCGCGUCAUGGAGAUCAUUCUGCUGCGGGACGAUUUGUCGGCCAGCCUGCGCGUGCCGCCCAUAUCGCGGCUGCAAAAGAUUCACAACAUCAACCUGGCGCUGGUUGCGCUGGAGCAGGCCGACUAUAAAAUUGCCGGCAACGUCACGGCCAAGGACAUCUGCGACGGACAUCGGGAGCAGACGAUGUCCCUGCUUUGGCAGAUUGUGUACAAAUUCCGUGCGCCAAAAUUCAAUGCGGCCGCAAUCGUAUUGCAGCGCUGGUGGCGUAUGAACUGGCUGAAGGUGACCAUUUCCCGCCGGAUCGAGGAAAAGCGUGCGUUGCGGCGAGAAGCGGCGGCCCGCACGAUUCAGGCCGCUGUCCGCGGGUACUGCGUGCGCGUUUGGUAUGAAGUCCAUCGACGGCAGAAGCUGCGCGCCAUCGUCACGAUUCAGCGGUUCACCAGACGAUAUCUGGCGCAGAAGCUGGCUGCCCGCCGGUUCAGCGCGAUCGUGCGCGUACAGCAAUGGUGGCGAACGGUGCGCCAAAUGCGCCAGGCGCGGGAGCGUUUUCUGCUCUGCAGAAAGUCGGCAAUCGUACUGCAAACAUCGUACCGACGGUACGCGCUCGGCAGGAAGCUUCUUGCUGCGGCCACCCUGAUCGGGCAGAUACGGGCCGAGGCAAAGCACCGUCAUCUGCAGGCGACCAUCAUUCAGCGUAGCAUUAAAUCAUACGUGAUCCAUCGUCGGUUGCAUGCCACCGUCAAUGGGAUGGUGGCGUUCAUUCGAAGGAAACGGCUCCAAAAUCGAUCGGCAGCAAAGAUUCAGGCGUACCACCGGAUGCGCAUCGUGCGCAAAGAGUAUCAACGCAUCCGUUCGGCAGCGAUUUGUAUUCAACGCCGCUGGCGCGAAUGUAUGGAAGCGCGGCGACUGCGCAACCGCUUUUUGCUGAUGCGUGCUAGUGCCAUUCGUCUGCAGCAACAGUAUCGUGGCUGGAGACAGAUGCGGCAGGACAGGCAAACUUACGCACACGCACGGAACUUGAUCGUGCAGGUACAGCGCCGUUGGCGUGGCACUCUCGCGAUGCGUAAGGAAAGAGCGAGCUACCGAACCCUUCGGCGGGUAGCGAUCAACGUGCAGCGGCGCUUCCGCGCACGACAGGCAAUGCAGUCGGAGGUGGAACGGUAUCGGACGCUUUGCAAAGCUACUGUAACCUUGCAGCAACGGUUCCGAGCCAACAAAGCGAUGAUGGAACAGCGUCAACAGUACAACAGCCUGCGAGUCGCCACUCUUUGCGUUCAGAGGAGAUUCCGAGCGCAAUUGAGUAUGCGUGCCGCUCGCGCCUCCUAUGCGAAGGUUCGGUGUGCGAUCCUUACCAUUCAAAGUCAGUAUCGGGCCACACUGGCAAUGCGCCACGCACGGGAUCGUUUUGUUACACUUCGCACAUGCACCAUCACCGUGCAGGCACGAUUCCGCGCUAUCCUGGCCGGACGAGCCGCCAAACAGCGGUAUGAAUCCAUUCGCAAAGCGACUCUCCACAUUCAGCGCAAGUGGCGCGCAACGCUGGAGAUGCGUCAAGUCAGGAGCCAUUACCGCAGGCAAUGUAAUGCUGCCCUCACUCUGCAACGGUCGUGGCGAGGCGUUUUGCUGCAAAGGAAGUUUAGACAUGACUACCUGCUCUACCGUGAUGCGGCCACCGUUGUGCAACGGCGAUAUCGUGCCCUUGUGCAGGGACGAAUGGUUCGUCGCGAGAUACAACACUGUCGAUGGGCGGCCGUCACCAUACAGCGACGGUUACGUGCAACGCUGCAAAUGAACCGGGAAAGAAACGUGUUCCUACAGCUCCGUCAGACGGUGCUCGUGGUACAGCGUCGCUUCCGGGCCAACCGUGCCUGCCGGGUCCAACGUGUGCAAUAUGCAGCCCUGAAACAAAGUGCCAUCACCAUUUCCCAUCGAUGGGCCGCUACUUUGCAUAUGAGACAGCAGCGAUCGGACUUUUUGCGGUUGAAAUCCGCCACCGUAGUAAUGCAGCGGCGCUACCGUGCACAGCGUGCUAAGCAGCAGGCCGUUCAGCAGUAUGAACGGGUGCGUUCGGCCAUCGUACUGCUACAGCGCAAGUAUCGUGCCCAGCGCGCGAUGGAGAAAUGUCGCGGUCGAUUCCUGAAUCUGAAAAGUGCUUCAAUUGUGGUGCAGGAGUUCUACCGUGGCUAUCGAAAUAUGAGGCACGAUCGAGCAGCUUUCAUUCGGCUUCGCGAAUCGGUCCUAGCGAUACAGUGCCGUUUCCGUGGAAAGCUGCUCAUGCGCCAGACCGUCGUCGAGUACGAGCGCAAGAGGAAGGCAACGAUAACGCUGCAGCGCUGGUUCCGUGGUCACCGUGCAAUGGUAAUGGAGCGCAAACGGUUCACCGCUCUGAAGCAUGCUGCAACGGUGAUCCAGGCACGGUACCGUGCACGACGGGCGAUGCUACACAACGUAGCACAGUAUGGUCGGAUUUAUCGUUCCGUUACAACUAUUCAAAUCCACUGGAAGGCUACGCUCAGCAUGCGCCGAGAACGUGAUCGAUACCAGCAGACACUGCGAGCUGUUCGAACGAUUCAAAUCCACUACCGUGCUUACCGGGAGCGUUUGAUCGAUGAAACAAACUAUCGCAUCUACCGUAGCGCUGUAAUUGUGGUCCAAAGACGCUACCGAGAAAAGCUGCAAACUCGCUGCGAGAGCCUACGGUUCGAACAGAUUCGCCGCAUGGUGCGCGGCUUGCAGACUUACGGGCGUGGUGUGCUAGCGCGACGCGCCUUCCUUGCCCUGCUGACGCCCGAGUACCUGGAGCGCAAGCGGCAGCAAAAGGCGGCCCUGCGCAUACAGGCUUGGUGGCGUGGCGCUUACCACCGCAAGCGCUACCAGACGAUGCAGAUGCGCAAAAUCGCUCAGCAAAUGGUGGCGAGCCGCAUGGCAGCUCGGCGCGAUCCUACGAUCCGGCUGAGCAACGUGAGCCGCCUCUGUCUGCGCUUCCUGAAGACACGCUUCAGCUCGUCGGAAGCGAUCGGCAUCCUGAAGCGGCUGGAGCGCAUGUCCCGACUGGUGCCGCAUCUGCUCGUAGAGGAUGCCGUGUUUCUGUCCGUGUUCUGCUACAACAUGAUGGCUCAAGCGAUCCGGUCCGAGGUGGACAAAAUUUUGAUCGAAAUCUGCGCCCGCAUCAUAUUGAAUUUGGCACGCUUCCGGGGUACCAAAGAGCAAGCGUUUCAGGAGGAUGGCCUCGUCACCGUAUCGCAGAUGUUGCUACGUUGGUGUGAUAAGGAUUGUGGAAUAUUUAGCACACUGUGCACACUGCUGUGGGUGUUAGCACACGAUAACAAGAAGAAGAAUGCUAUACGGCGAUACAUGAUAUCAAAAGAUGCCAUUUACAUGUUGCGCGAGACGAAAAAGCUGGUUCAGCGCAAGGAAAAGAUGCGCAAGAACGUCCAGCGUCCGGUAGGGUGUUUGGUUGCACCGAACCCGCAGCUAAUGCGCACGGUACCGUCCCUGGAGCCGGACUUUGGCGUAAAUCGCAGCAAACCGUACGUGUUCUAUUCGUCUGUGUUUGGGUUCGAGCGGGUACUCCAGAUGUUGGAAGUGGAUCUUUCUUAACUUUGCCGCGAA